GCCCGAGGGCGGACACUGGCACCACAACCCGCCAUGUGUGCCGUGGCGAUCAGUGGCGACCUGGCUCCAGCUGAGGCAACAGUUGGUACAUCGCUCGUGAGUGCUGCCUCUCACUUGCACAAACCUGAUUGGAAUUGUGCGUCCUUUGGCAGAAUCCCCCAAGAAGAUGGCUCGCUUUCCGCUGAUGGUCGUUAGGUCCUUGAUGGUGCUUGGGAUCUGUAGCGGAGCUUACAGUUAUUGUCGUCCUGGCACCAUUGAGUGUGCUACAUUGGGGGGGUGCCUGUAUACGAGUUCAAUUUGUAAUGGCAGACAGGACUGCAUUGACAACUCAGACGAAGACAUCUGCACCGGAAAUAAGCUUAGAGUAAUUCCUUCUACCACAACGACCACUACUACCACAACCACCACAACUACCACGACGCCCGCCCCCACCCCUCCCCCACCCAACAACGUGGAGGAGAGCGAGGCGCUGGGUCAGAAGUUCGCUCGGACCUUCAACGACACACUCCACCACCCAAGAUGCCCCAAGCUCUACACCAGCGUCGGGAACAAGUGCCUCUCUCUCCUCUACUUCGUCAAGGUCGGCUGGGGGGAGGCGAGGGCCCUGUGCUCGGCCGUCGGCGGGGAGCUGGUUCGCUACCCUUCUGCCUCCGAAGGGGAGUUCGCUGCUCUCCUGAAGUACCUGCGGGAGAUAGGGAUGACGACGGACUUCUGGGUGGGAGGCCGGUACACGAAGGACACCGAGGCGUGGGCGUGGCUGGACGACGCCCCGAUGGACCUCGGCUCGCCCUACUGGGCCGUCAGACACACCGACAGAUGCAGCAGCCGCCAGCAGGAGUCGGCGCCAGACGGCAAGCCUGAGGACGUCGCCUACUGGACGAACACUUCGGCCUGCUACCACUACGAGCAGGCGCCCCGGCGCGACUCCCACGAGCUCUGCGCCGCCGUCACCUUCCGCCACUACUUCUACAUUAGCGACGAGGACUGCCUCAGCGUCAGGAGCCCUCUGUGUGAACAUGUUCCCAGCACCGCUCAUGACCUCACGCUCGCUAGCAAUCCAUGAGCAUUGUACUACUUCAAGAACCCUUUUUGAUUUCUCGUAUUUUUAUCAUGAAUCACUUAUCCUUUUAAUUUUGUGAAACUGCUACUCUAGAAAUUAUUAUAGGAUAGACUUAUAAGAAGAUAUUUACGUCAUUAAAAAGGCCUCUAACACGAGCACAUUAUCGUUUACUUGGUGCAUUCUAAAAGUCUACCGUGUAUUUUCUGUAGAUCCGUAUAGACAUGUAUAAACACAAAGUUUCAUUGUUUCCUUAGAAAUUUACGGUCGCUUGCUAUCUUGAAAGCAAUUUUAGAGGCCUUCUUUCCUUCUCUUCUUUUGGGCAGAGGCAAGAUACUGCAAUACUGUGAUUGGUGACAGUCCACCAGUGCCAGUGUUCACAUACGCGAAUACAGGUUAACAACGCGCGCUCGUGUCAUUUGAAGUACACGGUGCGUGACAAGAAUACGUUGUACACUGCAGACAGUGCACGAUAAUUCUAUUCUUGUGUGACAGGCCCUUAAAUAUACAACAUAUAUUUCAUCUGCAUAUUUGUAAGGUAAUAAACAGGUGACUGUA
Penaeus chinensis is the source of this 1615-nucleotide messenger RNA. RefSeq lists its product as uncharacterized. NCBI's taxonomy places the organism in Eukaryota, Metazoa, Arthropoda, Malacostraca, Decapoda, Penaeidae. Bases 167 to 1063 code for a protein of 298 amino acids. Gene Ontology annotation, molecular function: protein binding. The transcript is spliced from 8 exons. The record is from RefSeq and is a predicted model, not a curated record.